Solanum dulcamara is the source of this 2359-nucleotide messenger RNA. RefSeq lists its product as uncharacterized. The transcript has 3 exons. Bases 418 to 1065 code for a protein of 215 amino acids. NCBI's taxonomy places the organism in Eukaryota, Viridiplantae, Streptophyta, Magnoliopsida, Solanales, Solanaceae. The record is from RefSeq and is a predicted model, not a curated record.
AGAUCAGUGGUUGAACAUUACGAAGAGCAGCACAAGCUCCCAUAGCAAAUUUAGUACUGACCAAUUAUAAAGAGUAAAUAUAUAAGGGUUAGGGGUUUAAGAUAAGAUAAAUCUCUAAUAAAAUUGCACUGGAAAGAACCUGGUUCUUCAAUUUCUGUACAUCUUCUGGGAAUUAUCAGAUCUGAAGAAACUGAAGAGUGAAGUGUUAAUCGUUGAUAAGUGGGAGAAUUUUUUGGAUUCAGUGAACUGUAUGUUGGUUGUGGAGAAGAUCUAUGAUUUCUAGCGUUUUCUAAACCCCAAAACGUGACCUUUUUUUUCUGGAUUUGAGAUUCUGACCUCUGUACUGGAUUUGUUUGUUAGAUCUUCAGUUUUUUGAGAUAAAGUAGUCAGUUGAAUCAGUUAUUGUUUAAUUUAGAAAUGGAGACACUUGUUGUUGUUGCUCAGCAUAAGAAUCACUACUAUGAUAGAACUAAGGGUCAAGCUCCUGUUCGAUUUGGAUCCUUUGGGUCACCUCCUUCUGUAGGUUUCAAAGAGAUAAAUUGCCGGUCUUUUGAAUCAGGUGUCGGUAUACUUCCUACCCCAUUAAAGGCCUGCUCCACACCAGUCACUAAAAAGGCUUAUUCCUCCUCAUUUUGUUCGAAAACACCGUCACCCCCAUCGUCAAUCCCUGGUAAUUCUCAUUCCGUAGGUCAAAAGAAGUCGAAAAACUCAGCCCCCAGUAAUUCUAUUUCAAUACCUAUUGACAUCAAAUUGGGUGCUGAUUCGAGAAAGAAGAGGCCUUUGAAUGAUGAAUUUGCUUAUUCUGAACUCUGGGCUGGUCCAGCUUACUCAAACUCACCUCCACCUAGUUCUUUGCCAAUCCCAAAAUUUUCUGUUAAGCCUAAAAGGACUGUUUCCCUUGACCUGCCUACUUCACCCUCUGAUAUUGGUUUGCCUCCCUUUGCUAAAUCUGCACCUGCAUCCCCGACACGGGAGUGCAGCCCAUCUCCAGGAGGUUUAUCUGACGCUAUUGACUCUGCAACACAGACUCUCCGUCGCAUUCUCAAUCUUGAAAUUAUGGAUUGAUGAAUGUUUGGUGAGGGUUAGUAAAAGGAUAAAUAAGGCAGUUAUCUAGUUUGCAAGUAUCUUUUUAGUAGAUUGUAUAUAGGUGAAUAAAUCAGUCUUUAGCUUGACGUGGUAAUAGUUACUUAGCUUUUAUUGUGGUGCAUGGAGAACAGCUUUGGUUCAAUGUUGGAAGGGCUACAAUAGUUUUUAUAGUGGGUUGGUUACGGUUAUAAGAGAUGAACAAUGGCAGGUAGAUCAACAUUUCCUGGUAGAUUCAAAUUUGAUUAGUCUUAUGUGCAGACGUGGUUAAAUUUAGUAGUGGUGCAACAACAUGGAGUUAUGUUCUAGUGGAGGUCAAUGGACAGAAGAAGCUAUUACAGUAUUCGGUGUAUUGGCAGUUCUUUGCUGAGUUCGCAGGAUUGGUUGCCCAAUGAUCUUUUGAUGCUUUUGCAUAUCAUCACAUUACCUGUGAUGUAGAAUUCUCGUUCUUGAUUAUACUCUUCUUAAUAGGUUGUUUUCCCCUUUUUCUCUUCAAAGUCAGUUAGCUUUUGAGUUUAUCAAACAUAUUGUACAUAUACUAGAGCUCUGAUAAGAUUAGGUGGACAGCUAUCUUUCAGACUUUUGUUUUAUACUCUGACCAAAUUCUUGGCCCUCUGAUCUUGAAUUUAGGAUCCUUCUCUCUAUUUCUUUGCAAUUCAAUAUCAAAUCCUCCUACUGUAUAGAGUAUCAGGUACCUCUUACUCCUUACAAAUCCUUGAUGCCUGAAUUGGCUGGUCAGCAUUCAUUUCAUCAGUGUUCUCGUUUUUUUGUUUUCUUUAACCCUGAAUAGGAUUUAACUCAAUACUUUCCUCCUCUCAAAGUUGUUUUCCCCUUUGCCAUUUUCUGUUUUUUGGAAUGAAAAUUGGUAAAGCGGGAAGUAAAAUUAGUUAUAUCCUUUUCUGCUCCUGCUCUUAGGUAAGUUGCCUAUUGAGCAUUCCUCCUAUGAGUCCAAUUAGUUCUCCUAAGUGGUUGUUCCUCUUGUUUAUCUGCUAAAAGUUUCAUUUUGCCUCUGGAGAUUGUUGAUCAUACCUGACUGUUUGCAAGAACCUUGUUUGGAGUCCGAAGAAGAUUGUUGAAGAGGCUGUUCUCCAGUUUGCUAGUUGGUAGCGUUUGUCUUAUUUCGUUGCGACUUUAGUAGGGAUUUUCUCCAAGUACUUGCAGAACUGAUACUAUGCCAUGAUUUUCUAGUUAUGUUAUAUUUGCCUUUGUUUGAAGUAUCAAUGUUAUGGUUACAAGGUUAACCUUGGUGAUAUAGACAGUGGAAGUUACUUCUGUU